Molecule: messenger RNA, 1812 nt
Organism: Cyphellophora attinorum
Lineage: Eukaryota; Fungi; Ascomycota; Eurotiomycetes; Chaetothyriales; Cyphellophoraceae
Exons: 5
Coding region: 1-1812 (603 amino acids)
Source: RefSeq, a predicted model, not a curated record
AUGCCAAGGCACACAAGCAAGGAACCAAAGGCAACCAAGCCAGCGAGUGGGGGUGAAGGCCUGUUGUUCGUGGCGCAGGACUCUUCGCAUUUCCGACGCGAAAACCUUCGUGCGAUUGUAAGCCAUGCUCGGAAGACACAAACCCAGCAGAAGCACGCAAGGCGAAGAGCUUCUGCUUUGAGCGAGUCGCACUACGCCAGAAGCCUUGUUGGUUGGCAAUUAGAUGUGCCAGCCAACGAGCGAAACAAGGCGGCCAUGACGUUGCCUCAUGCGACCACGGUCAACACCACGUUGCCUUCCGGUGACAUUGUCGCAUCCGAUGCAAGACCGAUGCAAUUUCGGAUUGACCUACCAAUAUCGGGUGGACUACGAUCAGAUCCGUUCGCGAGUUUCCCAAUGGAGAAUUCUCGAGAGUCAAUGAUGAUGAUUGACUUCUAUGUACAAGUUUACUCGUUCCACAAGACAGCAGUUCUCGAGGACUGUGUCAGCGCCAACACCAUCAUGGAUAUUUGCUGGCCUCACGUGCUCAGAGAUGAGCUUGCCUUUGACGCAACCCUGGCUUUGACCCGCAUAGUAUGGUUGCAAAGCCACGAUUUGCCUUUCCUCCAGGAUGGACAGGCACUGCGAUACAAGGAGAGAACCUUGGCAAAGUUGAAACAAAGAGUGACAGCAUGGAACACGACAGUGACGGAGGCUGUCAUUUUCACAGUCUGCCGACUAGUCACAAUAGCAUACUUGACAUGCGACGAUGAAGCUUUCCAGAUACAUCUCAAUGCACUGGAAAGGCUUACCGACGAGUACGCAAAAUUCAAAGGCUCCCUGGAUAAUGACGCUCGAGUCAUCCACGCUCGUCUGCAAGGCUAUUGUCAUGGAUGGCGUUCGUUGCAGGCGUACCGCUCCCGAACCGCCAAAGUCACCAUGAAUGACGCCUCCCCUGCUGCGAACGGUCUCGGACAUCCCACGCCACUCACUCGCGAUGGACAUUCCCUAGGAUUGGCUCCUGGUUUGGUGCCCCUCGUGGACCAGGAUCUGAUAUGCACUGAAGUCCUCACAGUAUUCAGUGUGCUCGAUUCAAUACUAAGAGGCUUCGUCGAUCGAACUCUGGACAAUUCCGAAUUUCGACGAACGCAUUAUCUCGUGUAUUCCGCCAUACAUGCUCUUGCUACAUCGUCGAAAGUCUCUGAUCUCGAUGUCCAACUGUGCUGCGGAGCCAUCGGGCUUUACUUCCUCGUCCUAAUACUAUGCACCGAUGCGCACGAUGUGGAUGCGUCACAAGCCAUUGACGCUUUGCAGAACAGUCUGGAUGCUGUGGCCAACAUCUUCAUACAUAAGAGGCAUAUCGGUGCCCAUGAUAGCCCUGCGCACCAGGCUGUCUUCCGGCUGGCCGCAUUCUUGCUCGGAUGCGCUUGCUUGUAUCCAUCUCCAAGAACGAGCUCCAGUACGCGCGUCAAAGGCCAGAUUAUACUCUUCAGCAUGCAUGAAAAUCUCUUUGGACUUUCGGAUACCGACGAAGCAUAUGACACCCGCAGGCCGUUCAGUGAGUUGAUAUUCGACGCUCUUGUUGAACAGUCCGUCCAGGCAAUGACCUUUCCCGAUGUGAUUGUUCCGAUGCUCCGACGAAUAUAUAUUGCUGCAGCAAUGCGGCAGCAGGAGUGGGAGUCGCGCGGCUUAUUCCGGAUGGGCAUGUCGGGUGAUGACAGAGUCGAGUAUAUGGUGCUGCGACAUUUUCGUGGUAAGUGUCCAGCCGCUCUUCUUAUCCUUGCCUUCUCCCACCCGAAGAACCCUCCACCCGCGGGGCAGACCGAUGGCUGA